AUGCCUGUGGAUGGAUGGGAGAUUCAACCGCCAGGAAAGGGGCAAGAAGGGAGGGACCCAGACAAAUCUCGGGAGGUUAAUUGUUUAGCGCGAAAGGCUGAGGUCAACCUGAGCUCAUUCCAUGGCGAUUUCGCCGUGACGCGCGAGGGAAACCAGGUACAAAUAACGUCAUCCUACGUCAUUAGGUGUUCGCCCGUCGCACCUUGCCAGAGCUGCCAGUACGGAACUACUAGCCGGGUGGCCAGGCCGUCCAUCCAUGGCGACAGUCUGCUCGAUGAUCUCUUGGAAGUCUUGCGAUCAUUGCACGAGCAAGAUGCGUAUUCCUUGCUGGAACUUAUUAGGGGAAAUGCGCCGUUCGACCAGAUCCGCGGCUCUAUCAACCAUGCGCUGAGCCGCGUGCGGGCCCAGUCCGACGACGAGGGCUCCUUUCGCAGACUGCAGGCUAUCCAGCACAGUAUGGAGGCGUACAGCCGAGUGCCGCCCUUUCGGCCAAGGAUCAUGGAUCUCCGGCUGCUCGGUCACCAUGCUCCCUAUCGGGUCCCGGCAAGUCCCUGGACGAGCGUGACGGACGACGACGACUUGGUGUCUCAUUUGGUUUCGCUUUAUUUCACCUGGGACUAUCCGUUCUAUGCUUUCCUCGAUCGUCGCGUGCUGGUCAAAAAUCUCGUCGUAGGCAACGUGUCCUCUGACUUCUGUAGCCCAUUCCUCGUCAAUGCUCUGCUUGCGAAUGCUUGCCAUUACUCGCAAUACUACUCGGAGGCCUAUGCGGUACCCGGUGAUAUAAAGACGAUGGGGACCAAGUUCCUGGCCGUGGCCGAACAGCUUUUGCAAACCCACCAAUUCGAAUCGGGGACCAACGUACGACUCGCGUCCUUGCAGGCCACCCUACUCUUAUAUGAAAGAUACUCGAUGUCGGGCGAAGACGACCACGGCUACUCUAUGCUACAUCGCGCCACGGAGAUGGCCGAGGCAUUGGGGAUUAUCAACAGUCCGCAACUCAACCUUGACGAGUCGCGAAUGUCGGAGGACAUGAUUACCUCGAUUAAGCGGACCGCCUGGGGUUUGUUCCAGAUCGACACAGUAGUUCACGCGAAUUUCCUGCGACCCAGCCGUGUUUUCGAGGUGAGUGUCAUCCCAAUAGACCGUGAGACCGACACCACGGAUAUCUGGACCCCGUAUCCGAUCAGUCAACCGGCUCGGGCGUCGUGGUUGAGUCAGUACUUCGACGAGGCCUGCCGCCUCUCCGUCAUUGCCCGAGAUAUCUCGCGCGGCUUGCAGGCACACUCCGAUCCCGAUCCCGAUCUCCGGCCACAUAAACGGGCACUCUACGACAGGCUUCGUCGAUGGGAGGAAGAACUGCCCCCAGCGUUUGCGCCCGCCAAGAAGCCGGCGUCACACAUACUUAUCCUCCGGAUGCGAUAUCACGCCCUGCUGAUCAAUCUGCUGCUCAAUGGGCUAGGUGGAAGCCUCCCCUUUCAUCCGUCCCAUCUGCAGGAGCCUAGGGGACGGUUCGACACGACCGCCAGUACGGAGGCUUGGGACACGGCACUCUCAUCAGCUCGCGAGAUCGCCGGCCUCGUUCGGCUGCAUCGCGAGGAAUACGGUAUCGUUCGGGCCCACCCGUACACUAUGUACACGAUCAUGUUAGCCCUGUUUACUCUGCUGGAGCACCCCUCGUUCGAGCUUCUGGACCGCGACUUUCUGUCCCUGACCAGCUCCCUAUCCGUCGUCGCCAGUUGCUCCCGCGUCGGAAAGAAUCUGUGGCGCAUCUUCCGUCAGUCCGUACGCGCCCGGGUUCGUGAUCAGCAAGUCGACGGCGCGGAUGGCGUAUCGAGCGAACGCUCGCUAUCACGGAGCUCCUCAUUGAGCACGGAUCGAUGGGCUCACUACGCCGAGGCGCUGCGAAAGCUGGCCGAUAACGACGGGUCUGAAGAAAGCCCGUCGAACUACGUGGCCACGAGCAUUGGGGAUAUGUUAGGCAUGUUCGAGACUCUGAGUCUGGGUAAUCAAGAAGACAUACAGGCCCGACAAGAGUCCAGCGCCUUUCGCUUCUCGCCGUCAUGA
Molecule: messenger RNA, 2064 nt
Organism: Aspergillus affinis
Lineage: Eukaryota; Fungi; Ascomycota; Eurotiomycetes; Eurotiales; Aspergillaceae
Product: transcription factor domain-containing protein
Exons: 6
Coding region: 1-2064 (687 amino acids)
Biological process (GO): DNA-templated transcription
Molecular function (GO): DNA binding; zinc ion binding
Source: RefSeq, a predicted model, not a curated record